This is a messenger RNA of Pseudomyrmex gracilis, 900 nucleotides long. RefSeq lists its product as uncharacterized. The coding region runs from base 1 to 900 and encodes 299 amino acids. The transcript has 5 exons. NCBI's taxonomy places the organism in Eukaryota, Metazoa, Arthropoda, Insecta, Hymenoptera, Formicidae. The record is from RefSeq and is a predicted model, not a curated record.
AUGUCAAACUUUGGGGGUCCCAAGGAGAAAGUUCGCCGUCUCUAUGUGAACGUGGUGCACGCGGUGGCCCUGUACGGGUCACCGUUGUGUGCGGACGUAGCGAUAUACUCGGCCCAAUAUCACAGUCGGGUCGAGCUGUUGCGGGAGGGCUUGGAAGAGAACCAACUGGCGGAGGCAUUGGCUCAGUCGGAGCGUCAGGCCCAAGACCAGCUGCGCCAACGGUGGGUGCAGCUUCUGGACGAGCCGUGGGUGGCCGUCCAGAGGGUCGUUGCGGGUGCCCGGCCCUUCAUCAAUCACUGGCUGGACAGUUGCACGGGUCGCUUGACCUAUCGGGUUACGCAGGUGCUCACCGGACAUGGGUGUUUCGGUGAGUACCUGCACAGGAUAAGUAAGGAGCCGACGACGCAGUGCCACGAAUGCGGGGCGGCCAGUGACACGCCGCAGCACACUCUGGAAGAGUGCCCAGAGUGGGCAGAGGAGCGUCGUGAACUGGUCGCCAAGACGGGUGAACCCCCGUCUUUGGGAGCCCUCUUCAGAGCAUUAGUCUCUGGGGAGGAGGACGUAGGACACGCCGCCGUCUCCUUCUGCAAGACGGUUAUGCUGCGGAAAGAGGAGGCUAAGCGUGCCAGGGAGCGGAAGCCCGGCAGAGUGAGGAGAAGGAGAGGGGCAGGAACGGACUCAGCAGAUGAACAAAAUCCAAACUUGCCGCCCUUGCCUUUGGAUCUCCUCUGCUUACGGAUUCCGGAUGAUAACUGCGGACAAUGGACCUCUGGUGACUACCGCCGGAUCNUUAGGAUGACGUGGACCCACCCGGACUAUGUAGAAAACCUCAACGCAGGUUUGAGUUUUCUUGUCGUAACCAACAAGUUAACACAAAAUCACCUGUUAUCGGAAAGUUAG